Molecule: messenger RNA, 1228 nt
Organism: Neolamprologus brichardi
Lineage: Eukaryota; Metazoa; Chordata; Actinopteri; Cichliformes; Cichlidae
Source: RefSeq, a predicted model, not a curated record
AUUGUUAAACUCCUAAUGUGUCCUUUCUCUGUUUAGGUGACCUGGGCAGAGCAACAGGUGGUAAAACAGAGGAAAAAGAGGGAUGUUUUUGAAGAGCCUUUAGAUCCCAAGUUCAGAGACCAGUGGUACCUGUACAACAGCAACCACCAUGACUUGAAUGCUAAAGCUGCAUGGCAGUUGGGCUACACAGGUAAAGGUGUGGUGGUGUCAAUCUUGGAUGAUGGAAUCGAGAAGAACCAUCCUGACCUGAUGCAGAACUAUGACCCGGAUGCCAGCUACGAUGUGAACGAUGGUGAUCCAGAUCCCCAGCCUCGAUACACACAGCUUAAUGACAACAGGCAUGGGACCCGAUGCGCAGGAGAAGUGGCGGCAGUUGCCAGCAAUGGGAUCUGUGGCGUUGGUGUGGCUUACAACGCAAAGAUCGGAGGUGUGCGAAUGCUGGACGGUGAGGUGACUGACAUGGUGGAGGCACAGUCUCUCAGUCUGAAUCCCCAGCACAUUGACGUCUACAGCGCCAGUUGGGGUCCGGAGGACGACGGUAAAACUGUCGACGGACCGGCCAAACUCGCCAAAGAAGCUUUUAUGCGUGGAGUUACAGAGGGACGCGGUGGUUUAGGCUCCAUCUUUGUGUGGGCUUCUGGUAAUGGAGGACGGGAGAAGGACAGCUGCAAUUGUGACGGCUACACCAACAGCAUCUACACGCUGUCCAUCAGCAGCUCCACACAGAACGGCAAUGUCCCCUGGUACAGCGAGGCUUGCUCUUCCACCCUUGCCACCACCUACAGCUCGGGAAAUCUAAACGAGAAGCAGAUAGUGAGUUGACUCUUUCCAGAUUUUGCCGCCUGCUGCAAAGGUUGCACAAAAAGUACUAACGCACACUGCAAAAAUACAGCUCACUACCACCUAAAACAUCUGGAACAGUUUAAAGUCUGAGAAGCAGGAAGCCUGGAGAACUUAAUAAAUUGAUGAUUUUAAUGGUUGGAGAUAAAUUUUAAUCUCAUUGCGAUUAAUUCUGCACACAGUACAUUAAGCUUUUUCAGCAUUUUCAUUCUGUACCCUCCAUGUGUGAAUCACAGCUAGCUUCUUCAUUCUUUGCUGCUUUUGUUUCCACUUCUUCACCAUUCAUUCAGUUUUGGGCCAUUAAAAUGAUUAUGAAUUGUGACUGGCUGAAACUCCAUCUGGCAAUCUGUUGCUGCUUAACACUCUAGUCACAAAUGCUGUUUCCCUC